GUGGGUGCCGGUGGCCGUGGGGUGGGCGGGAUGGUGGGGGCGGCGGCGAUGGCGAUAGCGCAGCUCUUGGCCGACCAGGAGGUUGAGGUCCGUCGGCUCAGUCAAGUGAUUGAGCGGCUGCAAAGUGAAGACGAGGAGUUGCUAGUCGGCUCGGACUUGCAGAGCCUCAGAGAGGAGAACGAGAAGUUGAAGUACCGGCGACUGCACCUGCAGCGGAGCUUGCGGGCGGAGAUGGCGAGGGGCCCGGCCCCACACAGCGCCGGUCCUGGGCCCCAGAACUCCUCGAUUUAUUCGGAAGGCAAGUCCAACAUGGAGACAUUGGAAAGAAUUUCUGGAAUCGCUUUCCUUGACAGCAAUAUGCAGAAAGAGCAAGAAGAAACCAAUAACUUCGAUCACAGAAACAUUGGACGGGAACAGGAAUUGUUUUUCUUCCAUGAGCUCAGCCCGGGGAGCUGUUUCUUCCUCCCAAGAGGUGCUUUCAUUUACAACACACUGAUGUCAUUCAUACAGUCGGAGAACAGAAAGCGUGGGUUCAAUGAAGUGGUCUCUCCAAAUAUCUACAGCAGACGUCUGUGGGAGAUGUCCGGCCAUUGGCAGCACUGCAGCCACAACAUGUUCAGCUUUGAUGUGGAGAAGGAGAUGUUUGCGCUGAAGCCCAUGAACUGUCCUGGCCACUGUUUGAUGUUUAGCCAUCGCCCACGUUCCUGGCGAGAGUUGCCUCUUCGGUUCGCUGACUUUGGCGUUCUUCACCGCAGAGAGCCUUCAGAGUUGUUAAACGGGCUGACCAGAGUGAGGCGAUUUGAACAGGAUGAUGGCCAUAUCUUUUGCAUGAUGGAGCAGAUUGAGGAGGAGAUCAUGGGCUGCCUCGACUUCUUGCGCUCGGUGUAUGGAGUCUUUGGUUUCACUUUCCAGCUGAAACUCUCCACACGGCCAGAGAUGUUUUUAGGAGACCUGAACACAUGGAAUCAAGCAGAAGAGCAUUUGAAGUGCAGUUUGGAUGCGUUUGGUGAGGCCUGGAGACUGAGUGCAGGAGAUGGAGCUUUCUACGGACCGAAGAUUGAUGUUGACGUGAAGGAUGCCCUGGGCAUAUACCAUCAGUGCGCCACCAUCCAGUUGGACUUCCAGCUUCCUAUUCGGUUUAAUUUGACCUACGUUAGCAAGGAUGGAGCGGAUGAGAACCGCCCAGUUAUCAUCCAUCGUGCUGUGCUAGGAUCGCUGGAACGCAUGGUGGCUAUCCUUGCUGAGAACUAUGCUGGGAAAUGGCCUUUCUGGCUGUCGCCGCGGCAGGUCCUGGUGGUCGCUGGACCAGGCUGUGAGGAGUACGGUAGGAGGGUUUGUCAGGAACUGACUGGGGCUGGUUUCAUGGCAGAUGUGGACCUGGACACUGGCUCAGUGCCUUAUAAGAAGAAGAAGAAUUCUCAGCUCGCUCAGUACAACUUUAUCCUCGCGGUCGGAGAGAAGGAGAAGGUGAAUCACACAGUGAAUGUCCGUAUGAGAGAUAACAAAGAGCAUGUCGAGCAGUCGCUGGCAACAACGCUGGAGCAGCUGAGGUGGCUGCAGCAGCAACGAGCCCCGAGGGCCCAGGAGGAUUUCCAGCUUCCAGUCUGUGGUCGGGCGGAUCCAAAACCGUGAAGUACUGAGAAUUAUAGCACCAUGGAAGCAUUCAGAAUCAUUAAAAUAAAUUACUCAUUAAUUGGAAUUGCAACCUUGAUGUUCUGGGCUGGAAUGUAUUCGAGGAAUUGAUGUGAAAUUCAAUGAGGAAGUAACACUACAAUAAAAAUAAACCAAAAUUA
Molecule: messenger RNA, 1793 nt
Organism: Amblyraja radiata (thorny skate)
Lineage: Eukaryota; Metazoa; Chordata; Chondrichthyes; Rajiformes; Rajidae
Product: threonine--tRNA ligase 1, cytoplasmic-like
Exons: 12
Coding region: 31-1632 (533 amino acids)
Biological process (GO): threonyl-tRNA aminoacylation
Cellular component (GO): cytoplasm; mitochondrion
Molecular function (GO): ATP binding; threonine-tRNA ligase activity
Source: RefSeq, a predicted model, not a curated record